Messenger RNA from Arabidopsis thaliana (thale cress), 3576 nucleotides. It is a transcript of the gene TOC120, whose product is annotated as translocon outer complex protein 120. Gene Ontology annotation, biological process: protein targeting to chloroplast. Bases 155 to 3424 code for a protein of 1089 amino acids. Lineage: Eukaryota; Viridiplantae; Streptophyta; Magnoliopsida; Brassicales; Brassicaceae. Gene Ontology annotation, cellular component: chloroplast outer membrane; cytoplasm. The transcript is spliced from 2 exons. Gene Ontology annotation, molecular function: GTPase activity; GTP binding. The record is from RefSeq and is marked reviewed.
UUAUCUCCUUCUCCUUCCCGUCGUAGUCGCACUGUCGCAGGCGAGUAAAAGGCGAUUUAUACAAAUACAAAAAAAGCGCAUGAAGUUGUUUUUUUUUCUUUCCAGACUUUUGCCUUCUCUAACCAGUGUUUCGUGAUUUUGGGUGAUCCUAGAAAUGGGAGAUGGGGCUGAGAUUGUAACCAGGUUAUAUGGGGAUGAGAAGAAGCUUGCAGAGGAUGGUAGAAUUAGUGAGUUGGUGGGAUCUGAUGAAGUGAAGGAUAAUGAAGAAGAGGUCUUUGAGGAAGCAAUUGGUUCGCAGGAGGGUCUAAAACCUGAAUCUCUCAAAACCGAUGUGUUGCAAGAGGAUUUUCCUUUAGCUUCCAAUGAUGAAGUGUGUGAUUUGGAAGAAACAAGUAGAAAUGAGAGAGGAGUAGAAAAUUUAAAGGUUAAUUAUUCGGAGAUUGGAGAGAGCCAUGGUGAGGUUAACGAGCAAUGUAUAACUACGAAAGAGGCUGAUUCUGAUUUGGUGACUCUCAAAAUGAAUGAUUAUGAUCACGGGGAAGUAGCAGAUGCAGAUAUUUCUUAUGGUAAAAUGGCAUCAAGCUUGGAUGUGGUUGAGAACAGUGAGAAAGCUACUUCCAAUUUAGCUACUGAGGAUGUGAAUUUGGAAAACGGAAAUACACAUUCUUCUUCAGAAAAUGGAGUAGUCUCUCCUGAUGAGAAUAAAGAACUGGUGGCGGAAGUUAUCUCAGUAAGUGCCUGUUCCGUGGAAACAGGGAGUAAUGGUAUUGACGACGAAAAAUGGGAGGAAGAAAUUGAUGUAUCAGCUGGCAUGGUAACAGAACAAAGAAAUGGUAAGACUGGUGCUGAGUUCAAUAGUGUUAAAAUUGUUUCAGGUGACAAAUCCUUGAAUGAUAGUAUUGAAGUAGCAGCUGGGACCUUAUCUCCAUUGGAAAAAUCUAGUUCGGAGGAGAAGGGAGAGACUGAAAGUCAAAACAGUAAUGGAGGACAUGAUAUUCAAUCUAAUAAGGAAAUUGUAAAGCAGCAAGAUAGCAGUGUAAAUAUAGGUCCAGAGAUUAAGGAAAGCCAACAUAUGGAAAGAGAAUCUGAGGUAUUAAGUUCUGUUUCACCAACAGAGUCUAGAAGUGAUACUGCAGCAUUACCACCUGCUCGCCCAGCAGGUCUUGGUCGUGCUGCUCCACUUUUGGAACCUGCACCACGCGUUACACAACAGCCUCGUGUCAAUGGAAAUGUGUCUCACAAUCAGCCUCAGCAAGCUGAAGACUCUACCACUGCAGAGACAGAUGAGCAUGAUGAGACCCGUGAGAAGCUCCAGUUUAUCAGGGUCAAAUUUUUGAGGCUUUCACAUAGAUUAGGGCAAACUCCACAUAAUGUUGUUGUUGCUCAGGUUUUGUACAGGCUUGGAUUGGCUGAACAGUUGAGGGGCAGAAACGGAAGCCGUGUUGGUGCCUUUAGUUUUGAUCGUGCCAGUGCCAUGGCAGAACAGCUUGAGGCAGCUGCACAAGAUCCCCUUGAUUUUUCUUGUACGAUUAUGGUGCUUGGUAAAAGUGGGGUUGGUAAAAGUGCAACCAUCAAUUCUAUUUUUGAUGAACUGAAAAUUAGUACUGAUGCAUUCCAGGUGGGGACAAAGAAGGUUCAGGAUAUUGAGGGUUUUGUUCAGGGAAUUAAGGUACGGGUAAUUGACACUCCCGGUCUCUUACCAUCCUGGUCAGAUCAACACAAGAAUGAGAAGAUCCUGAAGUCUGUUAGGGCAUUCAUCAAGAAAAGUCCGCCUGACAUUGUGUUAUAUCUUGAUAGGUUGGAUAUGCAAAGCAGAGAUUCUGGUGACAUGCCUCUCUUACGCACCAUCACUGAUGUUUUUGGACCAUCAAUAUGGUUUAAUGCCAUUGUGGGUUUGACUCAUGCCGCUUCGGCUCCACCAGAUGGCCCAAAUGGUACUGCUUCUAGCUAUGACAUGUUUGUGACACAACGUUCUCAUGUCAUCCAGCAGGCCAUUCGCCAAGCAGCGGGAGAUAUGAGGCUCAUGAACCCUGUUUCUUUAGUUGAGAACCACUCUGCUUGCAGGACAAAUCGGGCAGGCCAGAGAGUAUUACCUAAUGGCCAAGUGUGGAAGCCUCAUUUGUUAUUACUCUCAUUUGCAUCCAAGAUUCUUGCCGAAGCAAAUGCUCUUCUGAAAUUACAAGAUAAUAUUCCAGGGGGACAAUUUGCAACUCGGUCCAAGGCUCCGCCACUACCAUUGCUCCUCUCAUCGCUUCUGCAAUCAAGACCACAAGCUAAGCUUCCUGAGCAACAGUACGAUGAUGAAGACGAUGAAGAUGAUUUAGACGAAUCAUCAGAUUCUGAGGAAGAAUCAGAGUAUGAUGAGCUUCCUCCCUUUAAGCGGUUGACUAAAGCAGAGAUGACUAAGCUUAGCAAAUCUCAGAAGAAGGAAUAUCUCGAUGAGAUGGAGUAUCGGGAGAAACUAUUUAUGAAGAGACAGAUGAAAGAGGAAAGAAAGAGACGUAAGUUGUUGAAGAAAUUUGCUGCUGAGAUUAAAGAUAUGCCUAACGGGUAUAGUGAAAAUGUGGAAGAGGAGAGAAGUGAACCUGCAUCUGUUCCAGUUCCAAUGCCAGAUUUAUCUCUACCUGCAUCUUUUGACUCUGACAAUCCUACUCAUCGGUACCGGUACCUUGAUACCUCCAAUCAAUGGCUUGUUAGGCCAGUGCUGGAAACUCAUGGGUGGGAUCAUGAUAUUGGUUAUGAAGGUGUGAAUGCGGAACGACUAUUUGUUGUUAAAGACAAAAUACCAGUAUCUUUCUCUGGCCAAGUGACAAAGGACAAGAAGGAUGCACAUGUGCAGCUAGAAUUGGCCAGCUCGGUUAAACAUGGAGAAGGUAGAUCAACUUCCCUAGGUUUUGACAUGCAAAAUGCUGGGAAGGAAUUAGCGUACACUAUUCGAAGUGAAACAAGAUUUAACAAGUUUAGGAAAAACAAAGCAGCAGCUGGUCUCUCUGUUACGCUCUUAGGUGAUUCAGUUUCCGCGGGACUAAAAGUCGAAGAUAAGUUGAUUGCUAAUAAACGGUUCAGGAUGGUUAUGUCAGGUGGAGCAAUGACUAGUCGUGGAGAUGUUGCUUAUGGUGGUACUUUAGAAGCUCAGUUUCGAGAUAAAGAUUAUCCGCUUGGUCGGUUUUUAUCAACUCUUGGACUCUCUGUGAUGGAUUGGCAUGGCGAUCUUGCUAUCGGAGGGAAUAUACAGUCUCAAGUACCCAUUGGACGUUCCUCUAAUCUCAUUGCUCGUGCUAAUCUGAAUAACAGAGGAGCAGGGCAAGUAAGCAUCCGCGUAAACAGCUCUGAGCAGCUUCAACUUGCUGUGGUUGCACUUGUUCCUCUGUUCAAGAAGCUUCUUACUUAUUAUUCCCCUGAGCAAAUGCAAUAUGGACACUGAUGAGUAACAUUUAACUGUUUUGAUUUUUUCUUGAAACAUGUUUUUCUUUUUUUAGUUGUCGGAAUUCACUUUUGUUUUAAGUCUUUGAUGUUUGGUUGUAACAUAUGUCUGAAACUUAAAAUCCAUUAUCCCAAUGUUUCUAAGUCUUCUUG